Messenger RNA from Aspergillus sclerotioniger CBS 115572, 4523 nucleotides. RefSeq names its product SKI complex subunit tetratricopeptide repeat protein SKI3. Gene Ontology annotation, molecular function: protein binding. The record is from RefSeq and is a predicted model, not a curated record. The coding region runs from base 103 to 4365 and encodes 1420 amino acids. NCBI's taxonomy places the organism in Eukaryota, Fungi, Ascomycota, Eurotiomycetes, Eurotiales, Aspergillaceae. Gene Ontology annotation, cellular component: Ski complex. The transcript has 3 exons.
CCCACAUAGCCAGCCUUUUCUCAACCUGCUCAGCUCCUUCCCCCCUCCCGACCGCCCAGGAACUCGCCUCAAAGGGCAAGGUCAUGAAGCAAUUGCUCUAGAAUGUCAAGCAAGUCCGCUCUCAAGGCGGUGCGAACAGCACUCGACUCGAAGGAUUUCGAGCUCGCCGCUGAGAAGGCCAAAGCCAUUGUGCAACGCGACCCUCAGAUCUACCAUGCAAAUGUCUUCCUUGGCCUCGCUCUCGAUAAGCUCAACAAAAACGGCGAAGCUGAAACAGCCUAUCUCUCGGCAAUUCGCGUCAAAGACAACGACAAAACGGCGUGGCAGGGACUCAUCAACCUAUACGAGAAACAGGGAGCUCAGAAGCUAGAGCCGUAUCGCGAGGCAGUCAUCAGGCUUGGUCAACUAUUCGCGGAAUCAGAUGACAACAAGCAUCGUUGUCAGGAUCUAGUGGACAAGUAUAUCGGUUUCGCAAAGAGGAACGGUUCUCGCCCACAGUAUAAGAAAGCCCUCGAACUGCAGCUGCCGUCAUGCCCACUCUACGAUUUCCUCGAGGGAAGAAUUCCCCAUCCUGCGCACACGUAUCUCCGAUUGAUAGAAAUGACCGAAGCAGAGGAGAAAGAGUUCAUCAACCGAGAGAUAGGAGAGAGACGUACUCGUCUGGGCGCGAAGAUAGAUCAGGUCACACUGGAGGUUAAGCGGGAGGCUUUCAAACGGAGUGAACUAGAGCAGCUAUACCGUGGGAUCGUGGACUGGUCUCAUGACGACCAAGUUCGACGCACUUACGAAGAGAAAUCGCUGCAACGGGCGAAUGAUGUCCUUGCUGUUCUACCGGCGAAUGAAAAAGAUGCCAAGCGAGCAGAGGUGCUGCAAGCUGCACACGACAUGGUGAUCAUCAAACACCCGUUCGAGCUCGCCUGGAAAAUUGUGCUCGAAUGGCAGGAUAUUCAGAACUUCUCGGAAUGGGAUCGUAACUUCCUAGAUGACUUUAUCGAAUUCUUUCCCGAAGAUGGACUUACGAAGCUCCUCAAGGGUUUCUUGGCCAGUGAUUUAUCACCGUUCCCGAAAGAAAAAGAACCCAAAGAGCCCAAAGAAACUCCGAAGAAGGACGAAGAGACCGAAAAUGAUAGCGAAAGCAAUGAACUUGGUGUUCAGGAUAAUUUGCUCUUGAUGGUGGAAGGACUUGAAGCAUCAUCCUCUUCGAUCGUGGCACACCAGGUUGUUGGCGAACUUUACCUCUCGCUUGAAGAGUACGACAGUACGGUCGAAGUCUGUCGUAAAGGGCUUCGGAACAUCCAAGAUUUGGUGAGGAGGACUGGUAUUAACAUGGGAAAUACGACAGACUCGCUCAACAUAAUGCUUGCGAACUCCCUCAUCUACUACCAGUCUCCACGACAUCACCCUGAGGCAAAGCGUGUCUUUGAAGAGAUUCUGAAUAGGAAGCCAAAGUCUACAAGCUGUCUACUGGGUAUCGGUCUGAUUCUCAAGGUCGACGAAGAUUACUCCGAAGCCGUCAACUUCUUGGAGCGUGCCCUCGAGCGAGACCCGUCGAAUAUCAUGGUCCGCGGUGAGCUGUCAUGGUGCCAGGCGCUCAAAGGGGACCUGGCAUCUGGCCUGGAUGGUCUUCAGGACGUGCUUGCAGAACUUCAGGAUGCACCAUCAGAGAACAGGGAAUUCAAGUCCGAGAUCCUUUAUCGGGUGGGAUACUGUCAGUGGGAAAUUGACCCAUCGCCGGCUGCACGUAAAGACCGGACUGGUGCGUAUGCCAGUUUCCUCGCAUCAAUCCAGUCCAACAUGAAUUUCGCACCCGCUUAUACGAGCCUUGGAUUUUACUAUGCGGAUUACAAGAAAGACAAGACACGGGCACGCAGAUGUUUCCACAAGGCGUUCGAGUUAUCGGCAUCCGAGAUCGAAGCAGCGGAGAGACUUGCCAAGGCUUUUGCCGAUCAGAGGGACUGGGACCUUGUUGAAGCCGUGUCCCAGCGUGUUGUGGAUUCGGGAAAAGCGAAACCUGCCCCAGGCUCGAAGCGCAGAGGCUAUAGCUGGCCCUACGCAGCUUUGGGCACGGUCCAAAUCAAUAAACAACAGUAUCCAAAGAGUAUCGUCUCGUUCCAAGCCGCGCUGAGAAUAUCUCCAAAUGAUUAUCACUCCUGGGUCGGUUUAGGCGAGAGCUAUCAUCAUUCUGGCAGGUUCAUUGCCUCUACCAAAGCGUUUGAGCAUGCACAGCAACUGGAGGAUGCCCUCUCCAGCUCAGAGAAGGAGCAAAUUUGGUUCGCAAGGUACAUGUUGGCGAAUGUUAAACGAGAACUUGGCGAGUACGACGAUGCUAUUGCAAGAUACGAGAACGUCUUACAAGUGCGGCCGAACGAAUUUGGGGUGGCGAUUGCGCUGCUGCAGACGCUUACAGAGAGUUCAUGGAAGAGUCUCGACCUGGGGCUCUACAACGACUCUAUCGAGCUGGCACGUAAGGCUGUACUGGUGGCGAAGUCGCUUGCUCUGGAAAGGGUAGAUGUGUUCAACCUAUGGAAAGGAAUUGGAGACGCCUGCACACUCUUUUCUUACGUUCGGUCAAAAGCAGGCAGAUUGCCGAUUAAAGAGCUACAAGAUCUGCUGGCGACCCAACUUGAACCUACAGCAUUGGACAUCUUGACGGAGGUUGACAACAUCGGUCAGGAUUAUUUGGAUUCACUAGCACCCGAUGAGAACAUCGAUCUGACAAACCAAUACCUAUAUGCCGCAAUUCUGGCAUUCAAGCGUGCCAUUCAGGUUUCCUUGCGAGAUAGCCAUGCCCAGGCCGUUGCCUGGUACAACUUGGGCUGGGCAGAAUACAGAGCUUACAGGUGCCUGCAAACCGUCUCAAGCGCCGAAGGCAAGAAGCAGUCUCGAAAGUUCUUGAAGGCAGCAAUGCGCUGCUUUAAGAGGGCCAUUGAACUGGAGGCCGGAAAUUCCGAAUUCUGGAACGCACUUGGAGUGGUGACUACGAGCAUGAGCCCCAAAGUCGCACAGCAUGCAUUCGUCCGCAGUCUUCAUCUAAACGACAGGAGUGCGCAAGUCUGGACAAAUCUGGGGACGCUUUACCUCAUCCACAACGAUAUCCAGCUCGCCAACGAGGCCUUCACCCGGGCACAGUCAACCGACCCCGACUACUCCCAGGCUUGGGUUGGGCAAGGAUUCCUGGCUCUGUUGUUCGGAGAUCCCCAGGAAGCGAGAGGCCUGUUUGAGCAUUCCUACGAUAUCUCCAAUUCGUCGUCCCGCUUGUCCAAGAAGCAGUACACGAUGAGUCUGUUUGACUACCUCCUGUCGGAUUCGUCACUUUCGAAUGAGAUAUCACAAAUGAUUCAGCCAUUCUUUGCUUUGCACCAACUGUCCAGCCAAGACCCGUCCGAUCUGCCAUUCGUCCAUAUUUCUUCCCUUCUGGCUGAAAGAAUUGGCGAGUACACAGAUGCCGAAUCUAGUUUGCGGACAGUUUGCACAGGCAUGGAGGCGGAAUACGAAAUCACUGAGUCGGCGUCGUCCCUUUCCCGGUUUGCACAGGCAAAUGCAGAUAUUGCUCGCGUGCUCCUCGCACGCCAUGAAUUCGAAGAAGCUGCAGAAAAGGCGGAGACAGCUCUUAUGCUUUCUGGAGAGGAGGAUGCAGAGAAGUUUGACCCAGAGACUAAUAGGAAACUGCGCCUGUCCGCCCAUUUGACAGCGGGUCUGGCGCACUACUACAUGAAGUCCAUGGACAAUGCCAUUGAUAUGUUCCGGGAUGCCCUUCAGGAAGCAGAUAAUGCCCCGGAGGUAGUGUGUCUUUUGGCACAGGUGCUGUGGGCCAAGGGUGGAGAGGAGGAGCGCGCCGUGGCUCGUCAGCAAUUAUUCGACUGUGUUGAGGAACACCCGGAGCACAUUGGGGCCGUCACGCUUCUAGGAGCUAUCGCGCUCCUCGAUGCUGAUAAGGAUGCGAUCGAGGCAGUUGAGUCUGAUCUUCAAAACAUGAUAACGAGAGAUGACGUCGAGAUUCACGAACGCGCCAAGCUAAUUAAGCUUCGGACUGGCAUUUCUACCCUGGGAUACACGGACACUUCCGGCGUCCCCGAGGAAGUUCGACGAGUUGGAGAGGCCACGGCGGCAGUGAUGAGAGCGCCGUUUGAAGCCCAGGGCUGGGUAGUGUUGGCGUCCGCUACACAAGAACUGUAUCCUGCCGAGAUGGCCAGCAAACGGGCGUUGAGGAGCGUUCCUCCCCAGAGCAAUCUGGAUGCCGUCGAUCUCUCCACCGCAUAUUCUCAGACUGGAAAGGCCAGCGACGCCCAGCGGGCGAUCAUGGUUGCACCGUGGAAGCAAAGUGGGUGGGAGGAACUGAGCCAUGCGGUUUCGACGACCAACUAGACCUUGUAGUUAGCAUGCACAUCGUCUGUAAUAAAUCAGACAAGACAAACCACAAUAGAGAUAUGAGUAACGAAGAAGAUUCGUGAAAGCAUACCUACCAUCCGCACGUCUCUUCAAUCCCUAUAGUAAUCCACAUAACCAACCAACCAACCACUACG